This is a messenger RNA of Andrographis paniculata, 791 nucleotides long. RefSeq lists its product as uncharacterized. The coding region runs from base 313 to 729 and encodes 138 amino acids. The transcript is spliced from 3 exons. The record is from RefSeq and is a predicted model, not a curated record. Lineage: Eukaryota; Viridiplantae; Streptophyta; Magnoliopsida; Lamiales; Acanthaceae.
GAUAUAGAGGUAUAUCCGACCAUUUUCGUUCAUAACCCAAUAAAAUCCCCAACAACUCUUCCUCUUACUCUUCCGGCGGCCGGAAAGCUCUCUGCAGCAGUUGGUCCUCUUCGUUACUACGGCGGCGGCGGAGGUGUGAGAAACUUACUCAGCUUCAAGCUCAAACGCUCUCUCGUUGUCACUACGGCGUUCUCUCAGCGUACCGCACCAGAUCUCGCCUCGAUCAUCUCAUCCUGCGUCUGCUCUUACAAUCGGAACAAUUGUUGGAGUUCUUCCUUCAAUUUUGGGGUAAUUCAGUUGAAUACAGUGAGAAUGGCUUCGGUUAGUUCUGCUUUCUCAAGUUGCCGUAGCAGCAGCAGCAGCAACAGGAAAGCUGAUUCCGUUGGAUUAGACAAUUGUGACCUCGACCGCUUCGCCGACGUAGGCAACCAGGUCUCUCACGCCAGCGGUGAAGUCAUUCGCCUGUACUUCCGGAUAAGCUUGGACAUUCUCGAUAAAGAGGAUUUGAGUCGGUCCCGUAACAAUUGCCGAUCGAGCAGCGGAGGAGGCCAUGGUGAAAAUCUUACAAGUGAAUUUUCCUAUGCAUACAAUGUGAGUCAGUACUUUUCAAAGUUAAUAAAUCAUUUGUCAAUUACUUGUGUUUAUUCUUCUUGCUUGCUUUCAGUAAGUUGUUUGUUGGUUUUCCUUGGAUGCUGUUGUGAUGUUGUUAACAUAAUUAUCCAUCAAUAAAGAUUUGUAAUCUUCUAUCACGGACAUGUAAUUUUGGGAUGGGGGCUUUCCGAAUGAUUAUU